UUAUGGAUGAUAUGUCACGAGUAAUCUUUCAAUAUCUCCGAAGAGUGAAAAGUUACUGUACAAUGCGGGCUCGUUUACUUUCAUCAAUUACUAAUGCCAUACGCCUGGUAGAAAUCGUACCAAUAUGAAAAGAACCAUCGACACGAUGGUUGGUGGCUCUUAAAAAUGUUGGACCUUUGGCCGUUAUCCGUCUUUUACCGUGUAUAUUUUGGAACUAUGAAGUUCAAAGAGCGUUUUGCGUUUUGUAUUUGUAUUGUUCUUCUUGUUAUUCCAUUCAUUUGGUUACGAAUGCGCGCGGCGGACGAAAAGCAUCCAUUGUUGUUUUCUGUUAGUAGUCAGAAUUCACGAUUUCUUGCGGAUGAAACGGAUUAUAACGGAAUUGAUCAUUCUCAUGUCAAUAUACAACGAUCAGAGGAAGGAACAAAUCAUCUCAAAACGAACCGAAAAGAUGUGGAUCGAUCGCUAGAAAAAAGAUCUGCACCUACGGUUACGAAUCAUGAGGACAAGGACGGUGAAAAGAAAGUAGAGAAAAAUAUUGGAAAAAAUAACGAUAUAGACUACGAAUUUGAUGAUCCCUGGUCUAUAUGGGAAAACAUGGUAAAGUCACGACAAAUAACGUCUCCAGACGAUGUAGAUGGAGUGAAUAUGAUACUAGAGGGCAUGAUGUAUAAACCGAUUGUGGCGGCCAACGUUGGCGUUAGAGGGACGCAGUUAAAAGCCACCUUAACUCUUGAGGGUAAACAGAGAGUAGUAUUUAAGCCAAUGCGGUACCGCAGAGAUUUUAUAGUAGAGGGAACUCCAUAUGCUGGUUUUGAUAGACACAAUGGAGAGAUUGCUGCAUUUCAUUUGGAUAGAAUUUUAGGUUUCUACCGGGCACCACCAGUUGUUGGAAGAAAAAUAAACUUAGAAGAUGAAAUAGAACCAAUUGGAGACAAGAGGCUUCUGGACACAUUCUUUAAGAAAGAUGGAAAUACUUGCUUCUAUGGCCAAUGCUACUAUUGUAACAAAAAGGAUGCUGCCUGUGCCAAUGGUACAAUCAUGGAAGGCUCAGUAACACUGUGGCUACCAAAAGGAUGGAAUCUUGGAAAGUGGGCACAUCCUUGGAUAAGAGCAUACAGUGGCACCAGAAAGGCUCUAUGGGAGACUGACAAUAACUACUGCAAGAACAAGGUUUUGAACAAGCCUCCAUAUAAUUUUGGUCCUCGCUUGUUAGAUCUCUUGGACACAGCACUGUUUGACUUCAUAAUCGGCAAUGCAGACAGGCAUCACUACGAAACCUUUAAAGACGAGGGAGACACUGGAAUGCCACUGCAUCUGGAUAAUGCUAAGAGCUUCGGCGAUCCUUAUCGCGAUGAAAUGUCCAUCUUGGCUCCUAUCUAUCAAUGUUGCAGACUUCGCCUUUCCACUUGGAACCGCUUUCAAUCUAUCGCCAGAGGGAAGAUGUCUCUAAGUGAACUUUUACGGAAAGCCACCGAGAAUGAUCCUGUGUCACCGGUACUUUCCGAUCCACACUUCAAAGCCAUCGACAGAAGAUUGAAAAUUAUUGUUAACACAGUAAAUAAGUGUCUUGAAGAUCAUGGAGAGGAAAGAGUUUUAAUUAUCGAAGAUAUGGUUUAAAAUUUCAUCUCAAAAGCAGUAUUUAUUUGGAAUAUGUCGACCUUAAUUAGAAAAUAUGUUAGGUCAAUCUAUAAAUGUACUUUCGUGGAUAUUUUUGGAAAGGGGGGUUUCACGUUCUUCUCAAG
Messenger RNA from Pocillopora verrucosa, 1742 nucleotides. Its product is annotated as glycosaminoglycan xylosylkinase. Gene Ontology annotation, molecular function: phosphotransferase activity, alcohol group as acceptor. The record is from RefSeq and is a predicted model, not a curated record. Gene Ontology annotation, cellular component: Golgi apparatus. Lineage: Eukaryota; Metazoa; Cnidaria; Anthozoa; Scleractinia; Pocilloporidae. Gene Ontology annotation, biological process: protein phosphorylation.